CAGUUGCGUAACAGAGAGUACAUGAACUGAUGCUCCUGCUGGGUCACAAAGCUUUUCUUUAAUCAACACGACGUCACAGACGUAGCCAUGAUUUGUGUCAGCGAAGCUCUGGCACAGACUCCGUCAUUGUGCCCGCUGUGUGUGUGUGGGGGUCAUUCACAGUUGAAAACAUUCAUGUCAUGCUUUAGUCUCGCUCAAUGAGUAACAUGUUUCUGCGGCUCAAUGAUUCAUCAGUGUCGAGUCUUAACUUAGGAUUCUGCAUGUCAAACUUGAGACUGACGCCAAGUAGCGUUUCCAACCGCCUCCCGUGCACUCACAUGAAUGACAAUAUUGUGGCAGAGGGAGAGCACGUGCUGCGAGGAGGAGACGGGGAGAGCGGAGACAGAGCAGCAGCAGCAGCAGCACAGACGAGGAAGGGUCGAUGGACCGAAAUGGGAAGAAAGCUGUGGUAGGAGGAGAGGAAGGACAUGCCAAGAACAAGACCACGAUGAGAGACGUUGAACCAAAAUAUGCUGCUCAGGGGAGGCUGCAGUCAGUGUGAGGGUUUAGAGGAUGAAUGGAAAGGACUUUUUGGAGUUCUUCGAAGUGGACUGUCAGCAGUAGAACAACCAGCAGGAUGCACCUGGUCGUGAAACCUUCACAUAAAGCCAUGAUAACCGUGCUGCCUCACUUUGUGGAGAAAGCUGCUCUGACUCGGAGGGAGAUUUGUCGCAUCCUCAGUGAGAGCUUCUUCAUGGUCAAAGGAGCCGCCCUCUUCCUCCAGCAGGGCGGCAGUGCACAAGGACCAAAGACCCCGACCCACCACAAACAUGCAGGUGAUUUACCUCAACACCUCCAGGUCAUGUUUAAGGUCCUCCGGUCUGAAGAUCGCAUUAAACUGGCUGUACGGUUAGAGAGCGGAUGGUCGGACCGAGUGCGCUACAUGGUGGUUAUCUACACCAAUGGCCAUCAAGACACAGAAGAAAACAUCGUCCUGGGAAUGGACUUCACAGAUAAAGACAGUAAAAAUUGCUCUAUUGGGAUGGUGCUGCCACUGUGGAGUGACACCAACAUACAUUUAGACGGAGAUGGAGGCUUCAGCGUGAACACAGCAGGGCGGUCACAUGUCUUCAAGCCUGUUUCUGUCCAGGCCAUGUGGUCUGCCCUGCAAGUCCUCCACAAAGCAUGCGAGGUGUCACGUCGGUUCAACUACUUCCCGGGGGGUAUUGCUCUCACGUGGAUGGCCUUCUAUGAGAGCUGCAUCACCUCAGAGCAAAGCUGCAUCAAUGAGUGGAACGCUAUGACCGACCUGGAGACCACCCGGUCCGAUUCACCCACCAUGUUUGUCGACCGGCCAACUGAGCGAGAGAGAACAGAAUGUCUCAUUAAAGCUAAGCUACGCAACAUCAUGAUGUUUCAAGACCUGGAGAACAUCACAUCAAAGGAGAUUCGUAAUGAGCUGGAGCAGCAUAUGAGCUGCAACCUCAAAGAGUACAAGGAGUUCAUAGACAACGAGAUGCUUUUGAUCCUGGGUCAGAUGGACAAGGCCACACUUAUCUUUGACCACGUGUACUUGGGCUCUGAGUGGAACGCUUCAAACCUGGAAGAACUACGUGACUGUGGAGUGGGUUACAUCCUGAAUGUUACCAGAGAGAUCGACAACUUCUUCCCAGGGAUGUUCUCUUAUCACAACGUCCGUGUGUACGAUGAGGAUGCCACCGACCUGCUGGCGCACUGGAACGACACCUACAACUUUAUUGUCAAAGCCAAGAAGAACAAUUCCAAGUGCCUGGUGCACUGUAAGAUGGGGGUGAGCCGGUCUGCCUCUACAGUUAUUGCCUAUGCAAUGAAAGAGUACAGCUGGUCUCUGGAGAAGGCCUACAACUUUGUUAAGCAGAAACGCAGCAUAGCUCAGCCAAACGCUGGUUUCAUGAGACAGCUGGCAGAGUAUGAGGGGAUCCUCGAUGCUAGCAAACAGCGCCACAACAAGCUAUGGAGGCCUGAGACUGAUGAAGAGGGAUCAGAUGAUUUGCAAGCCUCUGGCCACUGCGCUGGUGGGGAAGAGACACCAGUGCUCAGAGAGGAAGAAGCCUGGGGAGGCUGCGGGGCAUCUCCCUGCAGAGGUAUGGGUCUGGAGAUGGAGCCCCUUGACUCUCUGAACUAUAAUUACUACUUCAGGCGUUUGUCAGACUCAGCACUAGACAGUGAGCCCUCCACCCCAGUGCGGGGCCCCCCUCUGCUGGGUAUGGAGAGAGUCUUCAUUGAGAUUGAGGACGUGGAGAGGGACGCCCUGUUGGAGGACGAGGGUUUCCCUAUGGCCCAUUUAGCACUGCCCGGUGAGGGCACAGCAGCUCAGACGUGUGGACGUCUCGACCCCCUGGAGGACAUGAGACUGAGACUCGAGUUCAGUACUUUGGAGGAAGAGGAUGAGGAAGAGGCAAAGAAAGAGGAAGCGGAGAUGGCGGCCUUGGCUCAAACGCCUGGAAAUUCGGAUGGGAAGAGGGCAGGGGAGGAGGCUGAGAGGACGGAGGAAAGCCGGUUGGGCCUAGCCAACCUGAACACCAACAACAGCAACCGCCUAGCUGCAAAACGCAGCUGCCCUGCAGCUUUUGACGACAGUGCUAGCACAGGAAACCCUUUAAAAGUGAAGCCCUCCUAUCAGUCCUGUAAAGACUGCCUGCGUCUGCCACAAGGCCGGCGUUGUGACCGUCCAGCAGGAGGUCGUUCCCACCGCCUUAACCCCUCCCGCCAUUGCACUGUCCCUUCCAUAUGCAUAGAUCCGCCCGGGACAAAUUUUGCUUCAACUCCAAUUCUGCAGUCCCUGCCUGCCCCUGCAGUUAUCCCGCCUACUUUGGUCCAGCCCUGCACUCACCUUUACCGCUGUGCCACCUGCGCCCUAGGUGUCCCAUCUUUCCCAUCAGCCAACCGCCAGAAACUGGUCUCACCCAUGAGCUGUGAGGACACGCCUCCUGACCGCAGCUCAGUGGAGACAGAGGACAUGGAUGAACCGCAGGGCGGGCACGUGGAAGUACAAAUAUCAAGGGAGGGUACGGGGGCCAUCGACGUGACUACCACUGAAGGUUUGAAGUUACAACCUGGCGGUGCAGUGGAGCUCCAGCAGCAGGCUCUGGCCCAGCUGCAAAUGCCAGGACUGGGGAUAGAAUUCGGUCUGGAACUGAUGCGACAGAGGGCGGAGCGGCUUGAAAAGCUGCCAAGCUUGGCCAUGGAGGGCCAGCUCCCAGUGGGGCCCCUGCCUUAAGGGAAGAGAAUGAGGAGGAGGAGGCUCACCACUGCCUCCACCAGGCACACUAUGAUGGCUGUGGGCCUGUGGUGUUGUACCAGAAACGAAGCUCUGCUCUGAUCAUGUCCCGGCCUCAAGCUCCUAUGUAACAAGCUGCAACAGCCCUCUGUGCAUUCACAGAGUGUCCUGACAUUGUCUGCUGGCAUGAAGAUCCAGAUUAGGCUGGUUGUUUUUACCAUAUGCUAAAGGCUUGAAUGCUUCUGGCUAAACUGGGACUGAAGAAUUUCUUGUGUCCUUCACGUGUCCCUCAGAUCUAUUUUGAGGCCUGUCUGGUCUCUUCUGAACCUGCCCGCCCCACCCCACUUACAGGAUCAUCACACUCCCUCCCACAGCCCGGUGGAGAUGAGCAUUACGCUGCCAUUUUACCCUCAACAGACAGGUUUGGUGUUUUCCCAGAACAGGAGACAGUGGAGGUUUAUAAGAUGUAAUUGUUAUCCCUUUCUGACUCCUGAGAGAUCUGUAGUUUGACACUUUGACGUUGAUGGAAAGAAAAAUACCUGGAGUAACAUGCUUCUGUCAGUGUACUGUAUGUUUUUCAAUCCAGCUCAUCAACAGUAUCAACAGGAGCUCAAUGAAUGUUUGCCAUUGAGCCCCAUUGAUUGCAUUCAGUAUCACCUCAUGUUACCACUGAUAACUGAAUCCUCAUUUAACUUCACUUAUACUUUCCCUGCUGCAGCUGCUUUUGCAUCACAAGAGGGCAUUUCAUGUGAAAGCAUAAUCAUCUUUUUAGAGAAAAAAAGGAAGUGAGCAUAUGUGAGCCUUUUUCUGCCUCUUUGAAAAGCGUCGUACCUCGGACCACAAGCAUCUCAGACUGUUUUGGUCAAAGACUGUUUUGUCUCUGCUCAGUGGUUGGUUCAUCCUGAUCCGUUCCAUUAAAGUUAAUGUAAUCAUGUCCUUAAAGUGCUCAGUUUAGCCACGCAUGACUGCAGUAUUACGAAACAUAUCCUCAACGUGCUUCAGCAGAAAACAUAUUAAAGUCGUCUUUAAUUUUCAGUGAGUUUUUAAAUACUGAAAAUUUAACAGAUUGAAAUUUGUCAUUAUUCAGUUUAUGUGACAACAAAGGGCGUCGGUAAAGUGAUUGAAUUGAACUCCUUUUCUUAUGCCUCAAAGAACGACUGAAGAAAUACUUUUCUCUUGUUGAAAGAUGUUACAACAUUCAGGCAUCAUGAAACAUUCAUGAGCGUAAAUAUCAUUCUUUGUCAGAUAAUUUCUGAUGUAACCAAAGCCAUAUCAUGUCUCCAGGUCCAGUUUAUCAUCUUUCUGAUUAUAGCCAACAAAGACGCUCAGCGCAAUUUCCUUUGACCAGUUACACAUACUUUUUUUUUUACCUUCUUACCCAGCCUGGAUCUGGGUAGUCAUUUAUCUAAGAGGCUCCCAUGGUUAACAUGGCUCACCCACUUACCUUUUUGUUAAUAUUUUGAAAAACCUCAGACUACAAAUAUUUUCAAAAGCACACCAGUUAUGUAUAGACAUAGCACUUAAACACAACUCCAGUACCCAUUCACAGGAAUAUUUCAGAUCUAUAGCUACAUCUAAUAAGAAUUCAUUUAAAAACACUGAGGCAGAAAUAGAGACAAUAGAAAGAAGUAGUUUGAUAUUCUUUAAGUUACAGUCAAUACCAGAUGCUGCUGUAAAUUUUGUUGAUAAUUUACUGCACUCCAGUUGUUAUUAUUUGGACUUUCAAAUUACCAAUUGAAAUAUUUGAAUUUACAGUGUGAAAAUUAGAAUGAGUAUUGAUUAAUUUAUUCACAAGAUUAGAUUUCCUUUAUUUUAAAUACAGAAAUGUAACCUAUCAAGAAAACUGCAAAGCCCAGCUUAACAGGUUUUAGACAUCUCAAUUCUUCUCCUCCUGCAGUUGGUUAAUUGAAGUUUUUCAUUUGGUAUUUAAACCUUUUCAUUUUGUAUGUGUUCAAAUAGCUUGAGGCAUAUUUUUAAACUGUUGCGUUAAAAUUGUGCCACCAAUCCAAAGUUGCUGUGCCACAGGGUGUUACUCUGCAAGUUCCUCUGUUUGGUUGAUGUUGUGUUCUUACCGUUUUUGGCACGCUGGGUGUGCUAGAAUGAUACUAAAUGAUGCCUGUUUGUUUGCAGGGAAAGCACAUAUAAGUGUUAUUACUGUGUUUAAAGAUCUGAGUGCUUCAGAAGAAAUGAAAACUGUGCAAAGAAUGAAUGCAAAUUAUUUCAUCAUCUUUAAUCAUGGGAUUAUUCUCAUUUUUGUAGAUUUUGCUUUUCUUCUAUUAGAUCAGUAGAAACUUAGAUAAACAACAAUAAUGCAUCCUCUGUUCCUUCUCCUCCCUUAACUGGAUCCCAGGGAGCUGCAGGUUUGCUCCACUAGUUAGAUUUAAGUAAUUUGGUUUUGCAUUUAACUUGUUCUUUCCCUCAUGUGGCCAUUUGAGCAUGAUGUAACAUAAGGCACUUACAGAAAGUUGUUGACAGUAUCAGAUACCACACACAGAAUAAUAGAAAUAGAAAAAAAAAGUUGUAGUUAUCAUAAGGUAGUUUAUGAAUAUUGCAGCUAAAAGAAUUAAGUGAUGUCAAAAAGUGGAGAGCUCACUGAGGGCUCUGAAAGACAGAUUAAAUGACUAGUUUGACAUUUUGGGAAAUUUGUUUAUUUGCCCUCUUGUCAAAAGGUAGAUGACAAGACUGAUACCGCUGUCAUGUGUGUAUGGUAAAUAUUAAGUAACAGCUAGCUGCCAGUUAGCUUAGCCUAACACUGACUGGGGAAAAACCACUAGCCUGGUUCUGUCGGAAGAUAAGAAAAUCCCAUGACCAGUAUCUCUUUUGUUUAAUUCUUACAAAAAUAAAAGUGUAAAACAACAUCUAGUUAUUUUUACACUUUACAACUGUGAGCUAGAGUGGCGCUAACAGGCAGAUUUUGUUUAACCUUUGGAUAGACCUACGCUAUAUGUUUCUUUACUUCUAGACUAUAUGCUAAGCUAAACCACCACUGGCUAUGAUCAUAUUUACCACACAGACAAGAAAGUGAUUUUGAUCUUUUCUCUUGGCAAGAAAACAAAUAAGCCUACCUCCCAAAAUCUCAAACCGUUCCUUUGAUACAUUCUUAAUAUGACUCUAAUUUCAGCCAGUUGUUGUCAGUAUGUUAUUGCUCUUGACAGGUGGGCCUGAUGAGGGUGCUUGACAUUUACGUGAUGUUACCCGCACUACAACCUUCUGUUCACGUUCCCAGACCAUAGCACUAUGUUCGCUUCUUUGCUUCAUGUGUUGAAUUUGUUUUCGCAUUUAAGUGCCUUAACCUCGGCCUUAGCUGUGUCAUAAAGCAUCACAGGCUUUGCAAAGUUUCUGUGAGUGUGUUGAUGGUCUGGUUUCAUUGUACAUUAUUUACCCUCACUCCCAAUAAUAACCAUGCUCCUCGCAAUGUAUAACUUGGCACAUAAUAUAAUGUAUGCAAACACACAUAAGCUCAUGCACAGCAGCCUCCUCUCCCUCGAUACACACAUACUUGAUGGACUUCCAUUUAUUAAUAGCCUAUAAUAAUAUUGUAUUUGUUUGAUAUUGUUGUGGUACACUGUAUUGGUUCAAUAGCUGGCUGAAGAACCUUACUUGCUGGAAUGAGAACUAUCAUUUACAUUAAAACAUUAGAUAAGAAGGAUUUAAGUCUCUGAAAUUUACCAGUCUGUAUAUAUUUUUCUCUACAAUUUGCUAUUGAAGUACAUUAGCUUGCAGAUGUGGUCAAUAUUAAGAAAAGCACUGAUAAUGCUACUGUGUAUUGAGGAAUACUUAUAAUUAAGUUCUCGUGUUUGCACCACAGAAAAAAAAAAGAUUUCGGGCCAUCUCUAAUUUAGACAAAUGUCUUCAGGCUCUAUUAAAAAUGGCAAUGAUUGUUUUUAUUGCAUUAUUCCCAGGCAGCAGGCAUCAAACUGACAAUCCUACUUAAGGGCCAGAAGUUGAGGAACGACAUUAAGACAUGUUGUAACUUCAGUAGGGAGGGUGCAGGCAUUUAUAGAGUGUAUUCGUAGAGCACAAGUCUGCCCCAAAGCAUGUGAGUAUGAGAUGAGUUGAAAAUACAGAACAUGAAAAACCUACCUGGGAGUAAGAUUUUGUUACGUUGAUUGGUUUUUUGUUAACUUUUGUGUACUGUACUGUACAUUGCCAAUGUUCAUGUGUAAUGCACUUUUUUUUACAUUUUGUUAAAAUGAUGUCCAGUCUAAUGUUUAUCAUGGAAAUAAACCAUUUCCUCUGCAUAA
Molecule: messenger RNA, 7482 nt
Organism: Lates calcarifer (barramundi perch)
Lineage: Eukaryota; Metazoa; Chordata; Actinopteri; Centropomidae
Gene: ssh1b
Product: slingshot protein phosphatase 1b
Exons: 14
Coding region: 557-3238 (893 amino acids)
Biological process (GO): protein dephosphorylation; actin cytoskeleton organization; negative regulation of actin filament polymerization
Cellular component (GO): cytoplasm
Molecular function (GO): protein tyrosine/serine/threonine phosphatase activity; actin binding
Source: RefSeq, a predicted model, not a curated record